CAGAGGAGGUGUUUUAGCGGGGACCGCGAUCCACCCUGGAGUCGCGCUGGGCGGGUAGGAACGCUGGCGCUGCGAGGACGCCACGGAGUCCCCGCCAGCGCUGGGCUCUUGGAGCCGGGAGUCUGCACGCCUCACCUGAUCUUCCUGAUGUCGCCGUUCGGUUGCUGAUACCUGCAUCCUCUGCCCGCAUCGACGUGGGACCGCGAAGGUCCCGGCAGAGGCAGAGCGAGAAUGGAGAUAAAUUGUUUAACACUAAAAGACCUGAUCAGCCCCAAGCAGGCCAGACUAGAGUUGGGAAUUGAAGAUGGGGAAAAUGCACAAAAGGAAAAUAUAUUUGUUGAUCGAUUAAGGAUGGCCCCAAAGACUCCAAUAAAAAAUGAACCAAUUGAUUUAUCAAAGCAAAAAAUCUUCACUCCUGAAAGAAAUCCCAUUACUCCGGUGAAGCUUGUUGACAGACAGCAGACAGAACCGUGGACCCCCACAGCCAACCUGAAGAUGCUUAUCAGUGCCGCCAGCCCAGACAUAAGAGACCGAGAGAAGAAAAAGGGGCUCUUCAGACCCAUUGAAAACAAGGAUGACGCAUUUACAGACUCUCUGCAGCUUGAUGUUGUUGGGGACAGUGCUGUGGACGAAUAUGAAAAGCAGAGGCCAAGCAGAAAACAGAAAAGUUUAGGACUGCUCUGCCAGAAGUUUCUAGCUCGUUAUCCAAGUUACCCCUUGUCAACUGAGAAAACUACCAUCUCCCUAGAUGAAGUUGCUGUCAGUCUUGGUGUGGAAAGAAGACGCAUCUAUGACAUUGUAAAUGUGCUGGAGUCCCUGCAUCUGGUUAGCCGGGUGGCCAAGAAUCAGUAUGGCUGGCAUGGACGGCACAGCCUCCCGAAAACCCUAAGAGCCCUUAGGAGACUAGGAGAAGAGCAAAAAUACGAAGAGCAGAUGGCCCACCUACAACAGAAAGAGUUAGACCUGAUGGAUUACAAGUUUGGAGAGCAUAGAAAAAAUGGCUAUCCAAACUCCCAAGAUCACCAGUUACUGGAUUUCUCUGAACCCGACUAUUCCUCCUCAUCUGCAAACAGUAGAAAAGAUAAGUCUCUGAGAAUUAUGAGCCAGAAGUUUGUCAUGCUAUUCCUCGUCUCCAAAACCAAGAUUGUUACUUUGGAUGUAGCUGCUAAAAUAUUGAUAGAAGAAAGCCAAGAUACCCCAGACCAUAGUAAAUUUAAAACAAAGGUACGACGCCUCUAUGACAUAGCCAAUGUUCUGACCAGCUUGGCUUUGAUAAAGAAAGUGCAUGUAACAGAAGAACGAGGUCGAAAGCCAGCCUUCAAGUGGAUCGGACCUGUGGACUUCGGCUCCAGUGAUGAUGAACUGGUGGAUAUUUCUACAUCUGUCUUACCAGAAUUGAAAAGAGAAGCAUACAGCAAAGUUCAAGUCUGUGCGAAACAGAGGCUGUCUCGUUAUGGUUCCUUUAACACAGUUCAGACUUCUGAGAGGAUAGAGAGGAAAGUGAUCUCAGAACCCAGCAGCCCAUACAGAGAGGAACAAGGAUCAGGGGGUUAUUCCUUAGAAAUUGGAAGUCUAGCUGCUGUCUACAGGCAGAAAAUAGAAGACAAUUUACAGGAAAGAAAUUCUGCCAGUAAGAGAGUAGUACCUACAGCAGGCAGCUCGAACACCAGCCUCCCCUUUGACUCUGACUACUGUGUUAAUCCUUUGGCCCAUCAAGUACUUUCGGUUGCCCAAACAGACUUGCCCGCACUCUCCAUGCAGAACAGUCUCAGCGGAGCAGUAGGUGUCUCCCUUGCUCCCAUGUCCUCUGACGGGGAGAGUGUGAAGCCAGCCAUGCUUGCCGGCCAGCCCCUGAUGUACGUGCCCUCCACCUCACUGUUCAUGCUGUGUGCGAGCCUGCGGGAAGGACCAUCUCCAGAGUCAGGACUGGAGAGGGACAGCAGAAGCUCGGAGGUCCCCGGCACAACAGAGCUGCCAUUGACACCUUCCAGUCAAAAGCGCCUCUGUGAGCACAGGAAGGCCUUCGAGGAGCAUGAGCCUGCCACUAAAAGACAAAGUCAGGACCUCGAAGACAGCCCCUUAUCGCUAGUCAUGCCCAAGAAGCCUUCAGAUUCCUCAGACCUUGCCUCUGCCAAGACUAUGGGAAGCAGGAGCUCUGCAUCCCUGGAAGACAUUCAUGUGAAUGGUCCAUACCCUGCAGCAGAGGAGCGUUCUAGAAAUGCUACAGCAAACUGCUUCAUUCCUUCUGAGUGUGGAAAUCCUUCAAGAAAUGCAGAUACUGAAAAACUUUCAAGAGAAAAUGAAAGCACCAAAGAACCAUCUUUGAUGCAGUAUCUUUAUGUGCAGUCUCCAUCUGGAUUAAAUGGUUUCAAUGUGCUCUUCUCUGGCAGUCAAAUCCCCCACACUGUGGGACCAUCCUCAGGUCAGCCGCCACCCUUCAGUGUUCCGUGCAUGGUCUUACCGUCUCCGCCUCUGGGCCCUUUUCCUGUCAUCUAUUCUGCAAUGCCCGGGCCGAUUUCUUCAGCGCCUGGCACGCUCCCAAACACAGGACCUGUGAAUUUCAACUUGCCUGGCCUUGGAUCUACAGCUCAUCUUCUUGUCAGUCCUGCAGCCAUGAUUAAUCCAAAGUUAUCCACACUCCAUUCUGCAGACCCUCAGCUGCAGGGUCAGCCCUCAUGGAACCUGAGUCCUGUGACGGCAAGGUCGCACAAUGUCAUCCAACCCGAGUCUCCUGUGUACAUGGGACACCCAGUGUCAGUUGUGAAAUUAGAACAGUCACCUGUUCCAGUGACACCCAAGAGUAUGCGAUGCAGACACCGAGAGACAUUUUUCAAGACACCUGGCAGCCUUGGAGACCCUGUCCUUAGGAGAAGAGAAAGGAGUCAGUCGCGAAACACCAGCUCAGCCCAGAGGAGACUAGAAAUCCCCAGCAGUGGGCCUGACUAGACAGAUGCUUUGGCAGGUGGGGUGGGAUUAAACCACCUGAAUUUCCCUGUGUCACAGGCAGUGUCCUAAGUGGAACAUAAUCAUCAUCAGUCCUCAGCUCGUGUCCUUGCUCUUUCUUUUGUCCACUGGUUCUGUUAUCUUCCCAACGUCAUGGAUCAUCUGUGUUCCUGAAAGUAGUUCUUAACUAAUUGUGCGUGUCGUGCCAGGCAGAGUAAGGCUCUGCAUGGUGUCACAGUGAAAGCACUGGCUGACUAAUGUGGUUUGAUUCAAGAAUCAUCUGAUUCCUGGACGUAGAUCUGAACAGGCUACUGGGGCCUUGUGGUUUUCCUGAAGGGGGCGCUAUCUAGCACUUAAGCAGGGUAAGCACUCUUGAUAUGUAUUUCCACUUGCCCUGAGUAAAUCUGUGGUGAGAGAACUUUCUGCAGUUUAAAAAGCUACUGCUUCUUUAGGCUUCAUCGGGAAGCCACCUUCAGUUAUGAAUCCUAUGGUAUUAUUUAUUUUGUUCCUAAAAUGGGAUUUAGUGCAAAGAGUUUACAACUACAGCCUAACACAUACUUUUCAGGGUAUGACGACUUGAAUGUUUGUACUUUUUCCUCUAAUUUGCCCCGCACUUAUUCUACAACCUAGUAAUGUGGAGGAGACAUGUAUAUGUGGCAGACGUCAAGACCAAAAUAACCGAAUGACACACCCAGCUAUAACUGAACUGUGCUAACCCGAUCCGAUCAUGAGAACUAAGGGGAAGCCUGGGCGCCUGAUGGCUGCUUCUUAGAUAACGGGACAACAAUGAGGUUUUUACUGUUCGUUUAAAAUUUCUACUGUGUUCAUUUUCCUUCAUUAUGUGGCCGAUUUUUAUUUUAAUAUUAAUUAUAGAGUAUCAGGUAUGAAUGCCUUUUAGCAAGCGUUUGUAAAAAUGAAUCAGGAUGGGAAAAAGUAAUCACAUGGAAAAUCAGAGCGUAGAUGAGACUGAAAUUCUCAAGAGUGAUGAUAUAGCAGCUGAUGUAGGUCAGUACGUGAUUUCUGCUGGGUUUCUUUCUUUUCUUAACUUCUUUAGAAGGGUAAAAGGAAAAAUGGGUGCACUGUAGAAUUCCAACCAGUUAUAUGGUAUCAUCCCCCCCCCCCCCCCAAAUAACAGUGAGUGCAGAGGCUCAUUGUUGUAGCACAAAUACAAUUCUGGAAACUUAUGCAGUGUCUCUAUAAACCAGAUUACUUUAGGGGUUCAUUAAGUAACCAAACUACUUCAUUGUUUUCUAGAUUUAUUGAUAUUUGCUUCACUCUUAUUUCUUCAAAUGGCAUCCUUCAUUCCUUCUCUGCUUCUUUUUUUUCUUCUUUCUCUUCUUUGGUAAACUUUUCUUAGAUUUAGAAUUUUAGUAUAGGGCUAUUUUUUUUUUUAUUUUUGGACCCAAUAAAAUGUUAUAUGAAAGAAUAAAAAUAUUAAUUUAAAAGACUCUGGGAGUCUGAGUAAUGUAGCUUUAUAUUAACUACAAGAUACUAUUAGCAUAUUACCCUGACAAGAUUUUUGAGAACUUGAGGUAGGUAGCCAGAUUAAAUAAAUUUGCUAUUUAUGUCAAAUUUUAUCAACACUAAACUUUUAAAGUUUACAACAUGGUAUUUUUUCCCCUUUUUUACAACCUUCUCUGAAGUUAGAUUAAGAGUGGUUUCAACCAUCAACCAUUGCAUAGUAAUGAAUAGUCUGAACUAAUACUGAUGGUCUCUUAUCAAAACAAAUGAAAAUAUGCAUUUUCAGGUAGAUUACAGGAUAAUGCAACAUAUAAAUCUGGACAAGGUACAUACAUUUUAAAUCUAUCAUGAUUAAAAACUUUCACAAAAUACCUUCACCAAGAGGCCUGUGUUUAGGUGGAAACAAAUUGGGUUUUUUUCCCCCCCUCACAGUUUCUGGAUGCUCUCUACUUGUUUGAUCUCUGUUUUUUAAUUCUGUUUGUGAUGUGACUAUCCUAAACUCAGAGAAUUCGUCCUUCUUGAGAGGUGUUAAGAAACAAUCCUGCAAAAUGAGAAUGUGACCACUUUGUGAACACACUUCGCAAGAGCCAACUAAGAAAAAUGGCUUUUCUAUUCAAUGCCUGUUUCUUAGUGUGGCUUUAAGAGAUGUAAAAAUAAUCGGUGGUUGGUUCUGUCAGGAAAAUGAUUCUCUGACAGAAUGACUGAUGAGAGUGAAGCUGCUAAGCUAGAUUUGGAUAUUUGGGUUAGGGAAGAAGCAAUGGCAAUCCUGAGUCUAUCGUUGUAUAAUUUAGUGAAAGCAAAAGAUACUUGUUGGUGAUCCUGCUAAGGAUCACUCGUGCAGCUGCGUCAGCACUGAGGGUGUGUGUGCCCUACACUGUCCAGGGUUUGUGAAACCCUUUCGUUCUGGUACAAGAGUUGGGGGUAUAACUUUUAUACUUGAAUCUACCUACCGAGUUUACAUUCUUCAAUUCCUUUUUGUAAGGUGCUAUUUCUGUAUUUAAAUAACUUUUUAAUGUAAAGCUGCUUUCCGCUUAUCCUGUUGCACUGCUAGCUUUGUGUAGGAAUUAAUUUUAUUGCUGCUUACUGCUCUAUUUUCAUAUUAUUUAGCUCUGCUCUUAUUUCUACUAGUUAUACUAUCUUUAGCCAUCUACUUGUAACUCCACUACAUGUAAACCAACUUUUUUCUUUUAGAAAAAUAUUAAGCUUUAUCAAGUAGUAAUAAAAAGUAAUGCAUUUAGUAAGAGAUGUUA
Cavia porcellus (domestic guinea pig) is the source of this 5654-nucleotide messenger RNA. It is a transcript of the gene E2f7, whose product is annotated as E2F transcription factor 7. Gene Ontology annotation, biological process: regulation of transcription by RNA polymerase II. The record is from RefSeq and is a predicted model, not a curated record. Gene Ontology annotation, molecular function: DNA-binding transcription factor activity, RNA polymerase II-specific; RNA polymerase II cis-regulatory region sequence-specific DNA binding. Gene Ontology annotation, cellular component: RNA polymerase II transcription regulator complex. Lineage: Eukaryota; Metazoa; Chordata; Mammalia; Rodentia; Caviidae. The transcript is spliced from 13 exons. Bases 232 to 2946 code for a protein of 904 amino acids.